Molecule: messenger RNA, 1209 nt
Organism: Peromyscus leucopus (white-footed mouse)
Lineage: Eukaryota; Metazoa; Chordata; Mammalia; Rodentia; Cricetidae
Product: tumor protein 63-like
Exons: 3
Coding region: 817-1209 (130 amino acids)
Source: RefSeq, a predicted model, not a curated record
UUCCUAUUUUAAUAGCACAUUUAAAAUACUAUUACUCAUGGAUGGAUGGAUAAAAUAAAUCUGUACAGAUUAUUUUAUUUGGGGCAGAAAAAAAUUCUAGGGACAUAGGCAUGAUAACUCUCUCUCUAGUUGAAACGAAGAGUGAGUUCUAGGUUAAAUAUAAUCAAGGAAUUUCCCUGUCUUUGCUAUUUGAGAUUGUGACCACAACAGGCGGUUGGCUGAAAGAGAGGCUGAAGGGGGGAGGGGAGGGAGAAGACGGAAAAAAAAAAGCUCUCUUAAGCGUCUCUGCAAAACAUUCUAGCCCCAGUAGCAGUGACAGAAGCUCUCGAAUCAAGUCAGGAUCCAGAUACGAGGUGGUGCUACUCAGCUGGAGCGAGGGGGACAUUUAUUAGCUCAGUAACACAAGUCCUGGCUCCUGAGAUUAACCUCUGAUGCCAUUCAUGCCAACACCCAAUCACGAGCAAGAUCAAAAGUUCGGAGAUGCCUACAAAUUGGCAACAAGUGUGGACACUCUACGUCAGGGGCUCUCAGACUGUGGCAGAGAGGAAGAACAGCUUUAGAGAGGAUGCCCAGCUGGUAAGAACCGACUGUUUAUGAUGCUCUAGUCACUUGAGGGCUCUCAUUGGCUGAAAGGAAGAAACGCCCCGCCUCUUUGCAAAUCUGAGUGAAAGGGGGAAGUGUCUAAACUUCUAUGUCUGAUGGCAUUUGACCCGAUUGCUUUCAGCCUCCUGGCUCCAUACCUAGAUAUCCUCAGGUGUAUGUGUGUAUUUUAUAGAAUUGCUCCCCAUCUGUUGGUACCAAAGAGAGUUGAAGGAAAUGAAUUUUGAAACUCCACGGUGUGCCACCCUACAGUACUGUCCCGACCCUUACAUCCAGCGUUUCGUAGAAACCCCAGCUCAUUUCUCUUGGAAAGAAAGUUAUUACCGAUCCGCCAUGUCACAGAGCACCCAGACAAGUGAGUUCCUCAGCCCAGAAGUUUUCCAGCAUAUCUGGGAUUUUCUGGAACAGCCUAUAUGUUCGGUACAGCCCAUCGACUUGAACUUUGUAGAUGAACCAUCAGAAAAUGGUGCAACCAACAAGAUUGAGAUCAGCAUGGAUUGUAUUCGCAUGCAGGACUCAGACCUCAGUGACCCCAUGUGGGUGAGUACCCUGAGCUCCCUCUUCAUGUGUGGGCCAGGCUAUUGGCAAAUCAAAAGGAGAUGGCUCUGA